AUGGUUCUUGACUCUCUCGAGUCCAAAGAUCUUGCAAGUUUCGCACUUUUAAACAGAGAAUGUCGUCAACUAGCUCGCUCCCGUCAAUUUUGUGCCGUUAGUAUUGACAUCAGUCCUCGCUCAUGGGGUAUUGUAAAGAUUUUGUGUCACGAACGUCUGGAGCGCGAAAAGAGUAAUAAUGGCGUGGUAUCGUUCCCAACUUUAGGUGCCUGUAUUCGCGGUAUUUCUGUAAAGAUCCAGGACAACUUCACUGGAAUGCCAAUAAAGGACCCGUCUUUGGAGCAUAGACUAGACUGCCCACAAACGUACCGUGUACCUUUGGGAGAUUACAACGAAAGAGCAAUUUAUGAUAUACCUUUCGAGUUGCGGAAAAUUCUCUGUUGCCAAUGGACAUUACCAUAUCUUGAAACCUUGAAAUGGAACCUGAACUAUUGUUUUGAUAAUUCACUUGUCAGGGCGCUGGCACGCCCCAGUCUACAGAAUCUUAUACUUUUCGACCUCAGGAAUUUGCGAAUUGAUUAUGUUAGGCCUAUGAAUGACACAUUACGAAACUUCUUCGACACAUACGGCCGUAUAGAGACUUUGGAAACAUUUUCGUUUUCAACACCUCAUGUAGGUUUCUUGAGAGCGAACAACCAAUUGUCCAACAUCAAUUUCGAUUCUACACGUGCUGGGCGAGACUCCAUUAAGGAAUCUGUCAUGGUAUUAGAAAUUCUUGAUAGUUCACAGUUCAAUAAUCUUACCUCUCUUGGAAUACAAUUUUCAAAGAAAGAGGAAGAUUUUCCGAAAACAGCCCUUACGCUUAUUGGCCGUCUGACCCAGCUCAAACAACUUCUCAUUUCGAAUGACGGCGGCAUAUUUGCUCCAGCCACUGAUCAUGAUAUGAUCUUGAACUCCUUAAAUCUUCUGGUAAAGCUCGAGAAGGUUGUCAUCGAAGGAGAUGUUUAUCAACCCGAUAGUUAUCAUCGCCCUGUUCAGUACUAUACAGCUACAUAUGCAAGCGACAAGGACACAUUUGAUAAAAAUAUGUCUGAAGAAGAAAUCUCUAAAGCGAAGUCUGAUCCUAAAGCGGGAAAGCCAUACUGGCAAUUAAGACAUGGUGCAAAAAUGAGGAAAAUAACUAUAAAAUACAAGGAGCGUUUCCAGCAACUGAAGUUUCUUUAUGUGGGUAAAGGAGCAUUUUGUUUUGCCUCCGAGACAGAUCAAACUCCCUGGCAGGUCUAUUCUUCAUCAAAAUUGACAUUUGAUUUCUUUACAGGAGAGAUGUUUCAUAUGGCACCAUGGGACAGAUUGCACGACGGGUGGACUUGA
Sclerotinia sclerotiorum 1980 UF-70 is the source of this 1311-nucleotide messenger RNA. RefSeq lists its product with no specific name. Lineage: Eukaryota; Fungi; Ascomycota; Leotiomycetes; Helotiales; Sclerotiniaceae. The record is from RefSeq and is a predicted model, not a curated record. Bases 1 to 1311 code for a protein of 436 amino acids. The transcript has 2 exons.